This is a messenger RNA of Paramuricea clavata, 4473 nucleotides long. NCBI's taxonomy places the organism in Eukaryota, Metazoa, Cnidaria, Anthozoa, Malacalcyonacea, Plexauridae. The record is from the annotation of a GenBank genome assembly.
AUGCUUGAUCCAAAUAUAAUGUGGAAAAAAUGGAAAACAACAUUUUUAUCAAUCGCCGAUUUUCACGCUCCCGAGACUACCAAAAAGGUUAGAAGUGAGUAUGCUCCAUGGAUCACAAAUAAUAUUAGGGAAGUUAUGAAACAAAGAGAUUUUUUGAAAAAAAAAGCAGUUAAAACAGGAUCGAAACAGUUUCAUGAUGCCUAUAAGCGAACACGUAACGAUCUAAACAGAUUAAUUAAAAAUACAAAAUCGACUUAUUUUAGGAACACUUUGAAUGGAUGCGAAAAAAAUCCCAAAGAAAUGUGGAAAACGAUUAAUAAACUUACAGGAAAAAAGUCAAAAACAACUUUAAUAUCCGAAAUCCAACAUGACAAUCAAAAUGUAACAAAACCAGAGGAGAUCGCAAAUAGCUUAAACGCGCAUUUCAAUGAGGUAGCUUCAAACCUAGCAAAAGACAUUCCACAAAGUUGCAAGACGGCAGAGUCUUACUUAACCUCAUCCAUCGCACGGUUUAAUAUUCAAAACGUCUCAUUAACAAAAGUAUUUAAAUUACUUUCGACGAUAAAAACAUCCAAGUCAGCAGGCCAUGAUAGAAUAUCCGGCAAACUUCUGAAAGAUGCGGCUGAAGUUAUAGCACCCACAUUAACAGCCAUAUUUAAUGCAUCUAUACAUGCGGGUGUAUUUCCUGAUGACUUUAAAACUGCAAUCAUUUCACCCAUUCAUAAAUCUGGAAGUAAAACAAAUUGCGAUAAUUAUCGCCCAAUCUCUGUUCUAUCAUCAGCUUCUAAAAUAUUUGAGAAAUUAAUUACCGAACAGCUUGAAACGUAUCUGGAAUCUAACGGCAUACUUACGGAACAGCAAGCAGGAUUCAGAAAAAAUAAUUCCACACAAACCUCCCUACUUAACAUUACAAACCAAUGGUUAAUUAAUAUGGACAAGGGUUGUUUGAACGGUGUUAUUUUUCUGGAUCUCAAAAAAGCGUUUGACUGCGUUGACCACCAUAUAUUAACUAAGAAAAUGCAUAUCUAUGGCAUAAGAGGACAUACACUUGCAUGGUUUCGAUCUUAUCUUACAAAUAGGACUCAAAUCUGCAAGGUCAACCAAGCAAUGUCUGAGGCAAGGACUGUUAAAUGUGGCAUACCUCAAGGUUCAAAUCUAGGCCCACUGCUGUUCUUGCUUUAUAUAAAUGACCUACCAAAUUGUCUGAGUCUGUCUUCAGCAAGCAUGUUUGCUGAUGACACAAACAUUUCAACUCACGGUGAUACUGGCAAUGAAAUACAAGAACGCUUAAACACAGACUUAGAAAAUGUGCAUCAAUGGCUACUUGCAAACAAACUUACACUCAACAAACAAAAAACUGAAUAUAUGAUUAUCGGCUCACGACAACGUAUAUCAAAUAAAAUAGGGGAUCCUAAAAUUGAACUCGGUGAGUCAGAAAUUAAACGUGUUCAUAAAUCAAAAACUUUAGGAGUCAUUAUUGACGAGCGUCUUUCAUGGGUCGACCAAAUUCAAAAUACUGUAACGAAAGUUUCAAAAGGAAUAGGGAUGAUGCGAAGAAUGAAACAGUUUGUUCCCAAAUCAACAUUAUUGAAAAUCUACAAUGCCAUUAAUUGUGUUGUCACACUUUGAUUAUUGUAGCUUGGUAUGGGGCAACUGUUGUGAAUAUCUAAUUGAUAAACUUCAAGAAUUACAAAAUAGAGCAGCGCGAAUUAUCACUGGUAGCACAUACGAUGUAAGUUCUGAGAACGUUUUAAAAGAGUUAAACUGGCAACCCCUUAAAAAUCGAUACAAAAACAAUAAGACGAGCUUCUUGCAUAAACUAAGAAAUGCCGCUUUAACAAACAUGUUCAAAAUUGCAAAUAAUGAUAGGUAUAACUUGCGAAGUAAUGAUAACAACUAUACACUUGAAAAGCCGGAAACAAACUUUAUGAAAAAGAGCUUUAGUUACUCUGCUGCAUCACUUUGGAACAGCUUGCCCACUGCAGCUAAAGAAAAAGGCAUUGGCUUAAACAAAUUUAAAUGUAUUCUUGACGGUACAUGAUUUCAGUACUAUACAUAUACUUGUUUGUAAAUAUUUUUAUCCAAGCUUUAAUAUGUGUGUAAUAUUAUAUUAGGAAAUUUUAUUAGUGUGAUGCAUGUAAACGGCCCCUUGAAAAGCAGGUGUAUAUUUGAGCCCUGAAGGGUUACCGUUUUAAAAUAUUUUUAAAUAAUAAUAAUAAUAAUAUGUAUAUAUAUAUAUAUAUAUAUAUAUAUAUAUAUAUAUAUAUAUAUAUAUAUAUAUAUAUAUAUAUAUAUAUAUAUAUAUAUAUAUAUAUAUAUAUAUAUAUAUAUAUAUAUAUAUAUAUAAUUAUAUAUAUUAUAUAUAACAAGUUUAUUGGCAUUCAGCGAUAUCCAACUUAAAUUUUGAUGUAUGCCAUGCACACUUCGAUGCCAUAUUGACAAAGAUACAUUCAUAUAAACAGGUGUAAACAUUUUUGGAACUGAAGAAAUUAGCUAAAAAUGGCUUAUUAAAUAUUAAUACAUACAACAUGCAAUAACUUGUGUUGAGACGCAUUAUACUUUAUUGUCAGUACGCUCGCGCUUGUUAAAAACAAUCGUCUAUAUUUAUCAGUAAAUGCAUGGGCGUACCAGAAGGAAAAAAUUAGGGGGGCGGAAAGAAAAUUGCCCGACUUUUCGGGAUUUUGCCCGACUAGUACCACAAAAAAUUUUUCCGGAAAAAUUUUUUUGGCGACCUCCCCCCGCCCCCCUAUUUUUCGGAACAUACCCAAAAUUUUCAAAAAAUCUCAAAAUUUGCCAACAAAUUGACUUAAUUUUAGACUAAAUUUACAGAAUUUGUCACAUUUUUUUUUAUUGCAAGCCAAAAUUGCCCGACUGUUGAUCGAAUAUUGCCCGACUGCCCAAAAAACUGGGGGGGCUGCCGCCCCCCCCGCCCCCCCGCCCGGUACGCCUAUGAGUAAAUGCAUUUUCCUAUAUAAGGAAGCUUGGAAGACCAUAAACAGUUUAUUGGGAAGGCAAAACAAACCAACAAUUGUAAAUGAGCUAAAACUUGGUGAAAAUAGUUUAACUAACCCUAAAGAUAUUGGGUUUUAAUGAUUAUUUUUCAAAUAUUGGCCCAAAUUUAGCUAGCCAAAUUAAUACUUCAAAUUUGAACCUUGAAACAUAUGUCAAAAAUACUGAAUCAGAAUUCACCGCAUUCCAACCUGUCACGGUCAAUCACGUCUACCAACUUCUGACUGCAUGGUCUCUCAAGCAACAAAGCCACAGGUGUCGACAAAAUUUCUUGCAAAAUUAUUAAGAUUGCUUCACCUGCUAUUUCAGAUUCACUAACACAUAUUUUUAAUCAGGCCAUUACUCUGUCCUCAUUCCCUGAUGAAUGGAAAAUGGCUAGAGUAAUACCUCUAUACAACAAUGGCCAACGUAAUGUGGCAGGAAAUUACAGACCAAUUUCUGUCCUGCCAGCCAUUAGCAAAAUUCUGGAAAAAAUUCUGUAUAAUCAACUGUACAGUUACUAUAUAAUGCAAUUUUUAUAAACAUGCAUGAGGCUUGUAGUUUUAUCAUGUUUUACCAAAUCUACAUAUUUUCUUAUAGAACAACCAGACGUGUCCACAAAUGGAACAGCAUAUACACUGACUUUCUCCUUGCAGAUUCCUUCACAAAAAUUCACGUAAGUCGAAAACGUUUGAAAAAUGACACAGAAAUAUUGCAUCUCGCGAUAACGACCUGCACUGGACGUUAAGGCUGUUCUGUGAAUUUACCUUGUGCAUUUUAUCACAUAUAGAAAUUUAUUUGUAGGCACUUUUACGUUGUGGCUUUGGAAUUAAAAGACGGGAAGAAAGGUCGAUCUCCAGCAAGUUACGGAAACAAUGAGUUCGUGACGUACGCUGAGGCGGAACAAUCAAGCGACCCGAAACCUUAUAUCGCUGCAGUAGUAACAUCAAAGGAUGAAAACAUAUUUAUACUUGGUGAAGAUGGAAAUAUAAGUGAUCCAACAUCACGAAGACGCAGAUCAAUCUCAAGUGAUUACUACAAUGGUCCGUUGGAACCUGAUACUAGUUACAGUAUUUUUCAAAGGAUUUUUAUUAAUGACAAGGUAUGGUAUUUGUUGGUUAUCACAUUUUAGAAGUAAAUAUUUCCUUGUCUGAUUUCUCUACUAAAAGAAAUUUGGCAUUGACACAGAUGCCAAACAUGGUAAGAACAACGUGAUAAAGUCUUUUGUGUAUUUAUAACAACACUGAUAAAUUUUCAUUUUCUUGCUUUACUUUACUUUAGAGUGAAUAUUACUCCACAGACUGGAGUCCUGCUUCAAAAACGAACGAUCAACAACGACCACAAACAACCGUCAAAAACGAACCACCAACAGUAUAUCCAGGCAAACAAGUUACUGUAACUGUAUUCAUAGAUGAGUUAGGGUUAGAUAGCAAAAUCACGAGCAAAGAAUACACGGUUGGUCGGGAUGAAAUCCAUUAUUCAUAG